This is a messenger RNA of Sander lucioperca (pikeperch), 1554 nucleotides long. It is a transcript of the gene fsip1, whose product is annotated as fibrous sheath interacting protein 1. NCBI's taxonomy places the organism in Eukaryota, Metazoa, Chordata, Actinopteri, Perciformes, Percidae. The transcript is spliced from 10 exons. The record is from RefSeq and is a predicted model, not a curated record. Bases 182 to 1426 code for a protein of 414 amino acids.
UAGUUACACCAUCCGGGAGCGUUUGCGUCCAUAGUAACCGAAAAAAACCACGGGACACAUUCUGGAAGGUUUCUGUUGUGGUUGAGUGAAAGUGGUUUUACUUAGCAUCAUCAGUUUAAUACUAUCAAAAUAUUUGUAUGUCGUUUUUAAUUCUUGAAAUACAGCUUAAGAAAAUCACACUAUGGAAAUUAUCAGAGGAAGUUUAGAUGACAUUUCUAGACCUGCAUCGAGUGAGCAAACAGGUAGCCGUGUGUCGAGCGUGUCUUUGCCUCAUAGUGACAGAAUUGGUUCUACAACUCCAUUUGCCCUAGUUGUUUUGACCAACGAAGCUGCUGAUAUUCAGACCCAGAGCAGCUCUGAAGAAACUAUAAUCAACUCAUCAGCCAGUGGUCCUGACAAAGGUCAGUGUCACAUUGAAGUUACUGAUGACGAGAAGGAAGAUUCAAAACUACAGAGAGCCAUUGAGGAAAUGAGAAGACUUGAUGAAAUACUGUCUGCAAAGAUCUGCAUAGAAAAAGAAGUCAAGCGUCAAAGGAAAGAACUUAAAGCAAAACUCUGGCAAGAACUCCAGCAGAAUAAGCCUGAAGGUCACUCUGAAUGUGCCCAAGAAGCCAUGAACACAAGGUUGUUUUUGGCUCUGGAAGCACCCACUGGGACAGAAGAGGAGGACGACGAUUUUGUGCCUGUGUUUGAAACUCAGGUUCCUGACUGUGAGCACAUCAGAGACAGCCAAUACUUGGAGCAAAGUGAAAAGAGGCCAGACAGCUCGACAGAAUCAUUUGAACUAGGCCAUGAGGAGAAGAGGGAAGAACAAUUUGAAGGCAGCCAUUGUGGAGCUUCCAAAGGCAAGAAAAAACAGAAGGACUUUGUCAAGAGAAACAUUGAGCUAGUAAGUGGUGAGGAGGACAAAGUGUUUAUGACUCAGGCAGAGAAAGAGCGUCUGGCCGAUCUCCUCCGAGAAGUAGACGAAGAGGACGGUGCCAGAGGCGCAGACAGCGAGGAGGACAUGUGGGCUGUGUCAGUCCUGACAGGCCAGGGUUACUCCCCAGAGCCCUCUGACCUGGAGCAGCUGAUUGACAUUGACUCCAAAAUUUGCCUUCUCCUUCCUGCCGAAGAACUUCUCUCAGUGCAAAGCUCAUUCACAAACCUUAGCAUGUCCCAGGGCCGUGGCUCAGAGGUUGGCUGGAAGUGCGAUGGGGACCCUCAGCCAGGAGAGCAGGUCCUGCUGGAUAUAAAGGAGAGGAGAGGGCAGGAGAGGCGGCUCAGAGAGAUCCAACAGCAGCUGGAAAUCCUGGGCCAGGGCCAAGAGAUGACUAAUGAGUCACCAGACUUCACUGAAGAGCAGUUACUUAGUCUGCUGGAUGGAUGUGAGCUGACAGAGAGCCGGACCCUGGAUCUUGAGACGAAUGACACCAUGAGACCCUAAGAAAGGCUUAAUCCAUGUGAAGCCCUGCUAUCAAGAUGCAUCAUUGCUGGGAUGUCACUAGGCUACUAGGGGGGUUGAGAAAAAAAUGACUGGAUUUAAACAUAUUUAAUUACCAAUUUUUCAAUGUC